Molecule: messenger RNA, 1423 nt
Organism: Dendrobium catenatum
Lineage: Eukaryota; Viridiplantae; Streptophyta; Magnoliopsida; Asparagales; Orchidaceae
Product: iron-sulfur assembly protein IscA-like 2, mitochondrial
Exons: 6
Coding region: 723-1130 (135 amino acids)
Biological process (GO): iron-sulfur cluster assembly
Cellular component (GO): mitochondrion
Molecular function (GO): 4 iron, 4 sulfur cluster binding; 2 iron, 2 sulfur cluster binding; iron ion binding
Source: RefSeq, a predicted model, not a curated record
GCAUCUCGCAACUGUCAUAUCCAUUUGUUGAGUGCUGGGUUCUGAUCAAGGGUGAAGGGAUAGAUGAGAUUUAACAAAGUGAUCUAGCAAUACAAUUUUUUGUUCAAAUCUGAAGAUAAGCUGUUGUAUUUAUCUGCACCAUCCAGUGGCACCACAAAAGAUGCUGUGGAUAUAUUGGCUGGCAGCAAUGGUUGAGAUAGAGCUUUUUGCCACCUCAACAAUUGGUUUAUCCAAACAUAAUUUUCUUGCCUUCAACAGUCUGUAUGGGCUGCUUUUCCCAACAGCUAGGAUGAAAUUUAUCUCAGUACUGUAUCUUUUUCUUAAUUUCUAGCUAGCUGGCUUGACUCAAUUGCACCCCUAUUUGCAGCCACCCGAAACAGACUCUUCCAGAAAGAAGUUGAGCUGUUCAAAUUGAAAAAAAAUACCAAAUAUCUUUUGGUAAAUAUAGUUCAGACAUUUAAAAGGACAAUUUCGUUUAUGAUUGUUUUGCAAGUUCCUCUAUUAUAUUAUCUCUAUAAACAAAUGGAAUGAAAAAUAGCAUCCUAAACAAAAUUUUAAUAUAUAAUUAUUCAUCUUUCUCCUCCAUCUGAUAUCCUUUUUAGUCAUUGUGCCAUCCUCUUGUGUGAAUUCUGUGAUCUUAUCAAUAAAUUUGUACUUAUAUCAUAAUGUUUUGUUGUAAAUAUCUUCUUACUUGAAGAGGCUCUGAUGAUGUGCCCAAGCAGAUGUCGCAAGGUGAUCCUGGAGGGCCUAAAUGCAGGCAACCGAUUUCCUUGCUGUUUCAUACUGCUUUUAUUAAUUUUGAUAAUUCGUCAACAGCAGCAGCAACGAGAUUGAAAGAACUGAAUACAAAGGAAGAAUCUUUUAAAGGAAAGAUGCUUCGUUUAAGUGUUGAAACGGGUGGUUGUUCUGGUUUUCAGUAUGCUUUUCUGUUGGAUGAGAAGAAAACUGAAGAUGACCGAAUUUUUGAGAAGGAUGGCGUGAAGUUGGUGGUUGAUGACAUAUCUUAUGAUUUUGUGAAAGGUGCCACAGUUGAUUAUGUUGAUGAAUUGAUUCGCUCUGGUUUCCAGGUUACAACAAAUCCAAGUGCAGUUGGAGGAUGCAGUUGUAAAGCCUCUUUUAUGGCCAAGUGAUAGCCACCCUGAGAAUAGGUUCCACCUGUAAAACUCUAUAUCAUAUACUUAUUUUCUUCAUAAUGGCACUGCCUUUUUUUUUAAAUAAAAUCUCCAUUAUUCAGUACUUAGAUGAUAGAACAAAUCAAUUUAAAUCACCAUUUCUUUGAGAUGUGUGCUUCUGCUUUGUACUGAGCACCCAUCUGCAAAUUUUAUGUCUCAAAUGUGUAUAUUUUAGGUGGAGCAUACCUACAAACAUCUAUUCAAAAUGUUGGUUUUGUAAUAAAAAAAAAUGCCCUUUUGACUCCCUUUUA